AUGAGUAACCAAUCCAGGAUACCCUUCUUAUCAUAUAAUCAUACCACCAUUAAUAAUAAUAAUAAUAAUAACAAUACAAGACAGAAUAAUAAGAUUGAACCUCCUGUAUAUAAAAAACCAAAAUUAUCAAUGUCACCUAUACCGAGAUCCCCCAUGCUAAAGGAUGUAACCAACCAUUUCAAUUCUCAUACUACAAUGUCAUCAUCUCGAAUAGCAAUACCGUCAUCAUCAAGAAGACUUUCAUUCGACCCCUCUAAUAAUAAUAUCGAAAGGAAAAGCAAUACCCCAGGGAGAGUACUCACGUACAAUGGCGAUAAUAAUGUUAUAGAAACAUUCAAGAGACGUGAAAGAAAGAUAAUGAAAGGUAUAAAUCAUUUAAAGAACGCCAUUGUCGAAAUUGAGAAAGAUAUCUAUAAUUUUAAAACUUUUGAAAUACCUGAACUCAUUUUGAAGAAUUCAAACAAAUUGAAUGAUAUUACGUCUAUAAUGAGGACUAUCCACGAAUUGAGUGGGAAACUAGAUAUGAGAUGUAUGGAGUUGGAUACGAUCGGGAGAGAUGAGGUUAUGAUUGUGAAUAACCUACAAUUACAAUUUUCUGUAGAAGUGCAAGAACUGGAGAAUAAAUUGGAUAGAGAACGGUUCGAUAAAAGUAUACAAUGUGAACAGAAGCUGAACGAUGUAGAGAAUAUGAAACCCAGUCAAGAUAUCCAAGAUGAAAUUAAUUCAUUAAAUUUACAAUUGAAUGAUGUUAAUGAGAAAUUUAAUAAGAUUAAAGAUGAAAAUGAGAAAAAAUGUCAUGAUUUUGAAAUAGAAUUAAAAGAGGAAUUCGAAAAGUUUAAAACUGAAAAAAACAUACCAAUGAGUGCUUUACAAAAUGAACAAGAACAUUUAAAUCUUGAGCUUAAGGAGACGCAGUUGAAAUGUGAAACAUUUGAAGGCAAAAUCUCGAAUAACGAUAAAGAAAUACAGUCAAUGAAUCAAGAGAUAUUAGCUAUACAAAAUUUAAUCACUAAAACAAAUGAAUUAAAUAUAUCACUGCGACAGAACAAAAUAAUAUCUCAAUCCAAAUUAAAUGAACAAAAUAAGAGCCUAGCAAAAGUUCAAGAGAAGGCAUCGUCAAUAGAAAAAAUUCAUAAAAUACAGCAUGACAAAUUAAGACAAGAAAGGAUGACAAGAAAAAGAUUAGAAAAUAUUGUUGAUGAAACUAACUGUAAAAUUAGAUGUUUUGCAUUCAUUGAUGAAAAUAAAUUAUCUGAACGGAAUUUUCAAAUAGAUUAUAUGAAUAGAACAAUAACAAUACCUGGGAAAAGGAACAAUCCUUUAUUCAUUAAUAAAAUCAUACCGAUCAAUAAAAUGUCAGAAUCUGAUUUCCUUUUACAAGAUUAUCAAAUGUAUUAUGAUUUGAAGAUAAAUAAAAAAACUGAUUUCAGUUUAUUUACAAUCUCGAAUAAUAAUGGAGAUACAUGGGAUUCCCUACGGUAUGAAAUGUUACGCUUCAUGUCCAUUAAUUAUCCAAGUUACACUACAUUGAUACAACAUGUUUUUAUUGCGAACGAUUCCGUGACCGAUAUAUUAAGAAAUGAUCAAUCAGAGGCUGGCAACAUUAACAUUGAUAUCAAAGCUAACAGUAUUUCUUUGGAUUCUUUGCAAGUUGAUUUGAAAAAAAUAGAUUUGACGACAAUGAAUCACCAUAAACCAUUGCCUGAAAAUGGUAUUCAUUUUUCGAAACUACAGGUAUCUAUAACCCGACAUUCCUCACCGAUAAACUUUUAUUUCAUUCAAAUCAAUGAUGAACCGACGAGGCAUGUUUUAGAGAGACUAAUAUCUCGACCAUCACCAGCUUUAUUAUAUCUUUCAACUCCAUCUUCUUCUCCUUCCUCUUCAUCAUCUUUGAAGUCACAAGAUACUGGAGACGUUACAUUAGUGGCUCGAGUUUUGAAAACGGUCCUCUUGGGGUUAUCCUCUUCAUUGUUAUUCAAACUUGACAAUGAGGAGACCAUUAACUCUUUAACAGACUCCAUAGAGAAAUUCAUUGAUUAUCGUUGA
Messenger RNA from Naumovozyma dairenensis CBS 421, 2046 nucleotides. RefSeq names its product Cik1p (gene CIK1). Bases 1 to 2046 code for a protein of 681 amino acids. The transcript has a single exon. Gene Ontology annotation, molecular function: microtubule binding. Lineage: Eukaryota; Fungi; Ascomycota; Saccharomycetes; Saccharomycetales; Saccharomycetaceae. The record is from RefSeq and is a predicted model, not a curated record.